UCUCGCUCUCUCUCAUUAUCUUUUGUCCAAUCACUUCCACAAUGAUUAAAUCGAUCAUCUUUGUUCUGGUUUUCAUUUUGUUUAGCUUUUGGAUUCAAUCUCAAGCUGAAACUAAAAGAAGUAGCUUCAGCGUUGAUCUUACUCAUCGUGAUUCGAUUCUGUCCCCGUUCUAUAAUCACUCUCUUACUCCUUUAGAAGUUUUGAGAAAUGCGGUUUUACGUUCACAUACCCGAAUCAAUCUCUUCCAAUACUCAUCUUUGGAUUUAAAUGAGGAAGAGAUUGAAUCUGUGGUUAUUCCAAAUGGAGGUGACUAUCUCAUGAAAAUCUAUGUUGGUUCCCCACCCGUUGAAGUCCUUGCUAUUGCAGACACUGGAAGUGACCUCAUUUGGAUUCAAUGCACUCCUUGCGACCAAUGCUACAAACAAGAUGCUCCUCUAUUCAAUCCUAGUAAGUCCUCUACCUACAAGGAGCUUUCUUGUGCCACAAAAUUGUGCCAGGCUCUACCAAAAUCGAUGUGUGGGAGCACACAAGAGUGCAAAUACUCAUAUUCUUAUGGUGAUAGAUCAUAUACAAUUGGGAUCUUGAGUAGUGAAACCAUAGGCUUAGAUUCCAGCAAUGGUGAACAAGUUUCUUUCCCUGCAUCGGCAUUCGGAUGUGGACAUCGAAACAAUGGUACGUUCACACGUCACGUUGCAGGUCUCGUUGGCCUUGGCGGGGGACCAUUAUCGUUGGUUUCUCAAUUAGCAGACCAAAUAGAAAAUAAAUUCUCAUACUGUUUGCUUCCAAUGUCAUCAAGCACUAACAGUAAGCUUAGAUUUGGACAAGCUGCAAUCCUCUCAAGAUCGGAAGUAGUUUCAACUCCAAUUAUAUCCAAAUCUCCUCCUACUUUCUACUUUCUUACUCUUGAAGGUAUUAGCAUUGGAGGCAAGAUAGCAAAGGCUCCUCAAAGUCAAGGGAAUAUCGUAAUUGAUUCUGGAACAACCUUGACAUUGUUGCAAUCAAACCUAUACAAUCAAUUGGAAGCUAUUGUCAAAGAGGCUAUUGGUGUGAACCCAGUGGCAGACCCAUCUGGAACCUUGGACUUGUGCUUUCAAGCGGAGUCGGUCAGAAGCAAGUUGCCAGAAAUGGUAUUCCAUUUCACCGGUGCAGAUAUUCAUUUGCCACCUUUGAACACAUUUGCGAAAUUUGAUAAUUUGGUUUGCAUGCUGAUAGCUCCUAGUGAAGAGUUUUCCAUCUUUGGGAACUUGGCUCAGGUGAACUUUCAAGUGGAAUACGACCUCCAGCAAAAGAAAGUCUCUUUUGCUCCGACCGACUGCACCGCAGUUUGAUUAUCUUACAAUUUCGUCUAUUGUUAAAUUUGAAAAACGAUAUUGUAUGUCUCUUGAUCAAGCUUAAGUCUAUGCAUGAAAACUAUUAAUAUAUUACCAAAUUAAAUAUUA
Messenger RNA from Tripterygium wilfordii, 1439 nucleotides. Its product is annotated as probable aspartic protease At2g35615. Bases 42 to 1328 code for a protein of 428 amino acids. Gene Ontology annotation, cellular component: extracellular region. The transcript has a single exon. The record is from RefSeq and is a predicted model, not a curated record. Gene Ontology annotation, molecular function: aspartic-type endopeptidase activity. Gene Ontology annotation, biological process: proteolysis. Lineage: Eukaryota; Viridiplantae; Streptophyta; Magnoliopsida; Celastrales; Celastraceae.